CAACAUCACAGAUGUGACACAUACAUGUCCUUUUAAUUUGGACAAACUGGAAGACAAUCAAAUAAGUGAGGGGCAAUGUGUCAAAAAGUUUGUGCGUGAAAUUCCGUGACGUUUAUUGGUUGAUGAGCAGUUGUUAUAUAGAGAAAGAAACGAAAGGGUGUUUUCAUUAGCAGCUGAGUGAUUAUUUCAGCUUUGUUUCCCCUAUGGUGGAACUAGUUCCUAUAUUUACAUCAAGGCAUAUACUCAUUUCAGUCACUCUCUUCUGUGUCUUCCGCAAGUGCUUGUUAAGGCAGUGAAAAUUAUCUCCCGCUAUAGAGAUAUCAACCUGUUGAACUUCUGAUUAAUCUAGCUGACAUCUGUGCGUUCUUUCGACAGUUAAUCGAUAUCGAAGGGUUAAAAGUUGACAAAGUGUAUAAAAUUGUAAAAUAUGAAGUUGUACGCGCUGAAUAUCCUUUAUAAAGGACCAAACGGUGCAGUUUGGCUGAAAACAUCAUACGAGCUGGCCAGCUUCAGUUACUUUCAGAGAAGCAGCAUCCAAGAGUUUAUGGCGUUUGCGAGUAAAACUAUAGUUGAGAGGACACACACGCCAGCUAGGCAGUCGGUUCGUGAGAAAGAAUACAUGUGCCACGUCUACGUUCGUGCGGAUAACCUGGCUGGUGUGCUGAUCUCAGACCAAGAGUACCCGCAUCGCGUAGCGCACACGCUCAUCACAAAGGUGCUGGAUGAAUUCGCCACAAAGAUUCCUGCUUCGUCAUGGCCGACGGCGGAUGAACAGGCAGUGGCAUUCCCACAGAUAAACACGUACCUGGCACGCUACCAGAACCCUCGUGAGGCGGACCCGAUGACAAAAAUUCAGGAGGAGCUGGACGAGACAAAGAUCAUUCUGCACAACACAAUCGAAGCGGUGCUGCAGCGCGGGGAGAAGCUGGACGACCUGGUCGCCAAGUCGGAGGGGCUGAGCAUCCAGAGCAAGGCGUUCUACAAGACGGCGCGCAAGACCAACUCCUGCUGCAGCUUCGGCUAGGCGGGGCGCGCUCGGCUGUGGCGCGGCGCACGGACUUCGGGAAGGCUGCACCGGGGGCGGAGGCGUGCCGCUGUCUGUCCCUGCCGGUGCAUCCGCUCCUCGAUCCUCCCCUUUCCCCCACGUAACGGAAGCGAGUCUGCCGCCGGCACGAUUUGCGAAAGCGACUCGAAAGCUGUGAGUGGAGAGUCGCGACAUUGAUAAUGUGCUGACAUUUGCCCCCAUUGAGAGAUGUCUGCCCCCCCCCCCCCCCCUUCCUCCUUCCCCCUUCUUGUGCACCUCAUUGCCUACAAGCUUGUUAUUUUAUGUAGCAUUUAAGUUACCAUGUCUUAAAUUAUUUAAUCUCUUCCUGUACGAUAGUUGUCAGGUGCAGCCAGUUUAUUUCUGAAAUGUCUCUGUCAUUCGAUGUGUAGUCGUGUAUAAGAUUUCUUACUGAAUUCCAAAUACUUCUCAACUUUUUGUGGGAAUGCAGUGUGAGUUUCCGUUCUCUCUCUCUCUCUCUCUCUCUCUCUCUCUCUCUCUCUCUCUCUCUCUCUCUCUCUCCCUCCCCCUCCCCCUCCCCCUUCUCAUGCCUAACCUUCUCUAGAAACAAUUUUCUUUUUUGCCUGUAGUAUAUAGCCCCUGUCAAGAAAAGAGCUAGACUGUUGUUGCCUGCAGUUCAGUGUAUUGUGUUCUCCUGUCCUUGCAUUGCUGCUGCUGUGUUUUGAAGCGCUAGUUGUUCUUUGGACUGCAAACAACAUAUAAGAGCCGCUCUAAGCUGUUCUGGAAUUGGUCCCUGACCACUGGUUCCGGAACCCCCCGGAAGCAAUUACUGACCACCGGUCUCUAAACACGGCGGGCGAUGCAGUGUGUGUUCCCCUUCGUGUCAUUUCUCUCUUAGCUACUGUCGACUGUCUCUUAAAAAAUUUAAUUUUAUUGGUGUUCUUCCUUUAUUGGUGUUAGGCUAGAUACAUAGUACAAUACCUUAGCUGACAGUGUAUGUCGGAAACAAAUAUGAAAUAUAUUUAUCUCCCCAUGUAAGUGGAGUUUAGGCUUUAUUUUAUAAAGUGUGUAAACUGUGAAGGCAUCACUGGUUGUGUUAAAAUUGUAAAAGCAGUUGGAUGGUGCAUGUAGGUGCAUAAUUGAGCUACUUCCAAAGUAUGCAAUUUUUAUGAAUGUGUCUGACAAGUAUGUCUCUUGUGUGAGUGAGAAUGUGUGUUAAACUGUGGGUAUUUCUACAGCUACAGGAGUUACAAUAGUUACAUUUUCGUGGAUGUUUGUUAUUUGUAUUAGCGUGCAAAACUGUUUGAUCUCUUGAAAUUAUUUAUGUGAUGGAGAUUGAAAUGCAUUUUUCACAUUCAUUCCAUUGAGUAUUGUCAACUAACUUGUGAGAAAUUGUAAGA
Molecule: messenger RNA, 2403 nt
Organism: Schistocerca cancellata (South American locust)
Lineage: Eukaryota; Metazoa; Arthropoda; Insecta; Orthoptera; Acrididae
Gene: Ykt6
Product: synaptobrevin homolog YKT6
Exons: 4
Coding region: 428-1024 (198 amino acids)
Biological process (GO): endoplasmic reticulum to Golgi vesicle-mediated transport
Cellular component (GO): Golgi apparatus
Molecular function (GO): SNAP receptor activity
Source: RefSeq, a predicted model, not a curated record